Messenger RNA from Linum trigynum, 3973 nucleotides. NCBI's taxonomy places the organism in Eukaryota, Viridiplantae, Streptophyta, Magnoliopsida, Malpighiales, Linaceae. The record is from the annotation of a GenBank genome assembly.
UUCUUAUUGCGCUACUUCCUUUUCAUUAUUCCUAAUUAAACCUCAUGCCAGGCCGGUGGAGGGCCAGGGCCAGGAAGACUCAAUCACUACCCCCAUCAUGUUAAUAUGAUUAAAUUUAAAUCAAGUGGUGAUGAUGAGUACUAAAGAAAGGUAAUCCCUGUCCCCAGCUGCUAAAAAAGAAGGGAAUGAUUUGAAUAAAUACGAUAUCAGAUCCAGGGGCGGACCCAGGGAGGUUUGGGGUGUAGAAAAAAAACGAUUAUCCAACUUCCGGUGGUAAUUUACGUAUAGAAAAAAAAUUAUAAUUAAUAGUCCGGGACACCCUAAAAUUUGAAAAAAAUCAUUAUACUACUCUCGUUUGUAGUUUGCGCAUGGGAAUAUAAGUGGUAGUUUGGGUAAUUCAAACCCGAGACACUACUAUUAUUAAUAAAUAUAAUUUUCCUUAGGCUACAAAUUUUUUUGUGGUUCUAUUCUAAACAUGGUGUAAUAGCAAAAUUGUAGGAAAUAUAAAUAUUGGGGUGGUUAGGGGGUUAGGCAGCCGAUUAGUGCCAAGUAGAUUAGUAGGGUAUCAUUAGGUUUUUGGGCUUAUUUCCCUAUAAAUAUGUAUUUGAGUCAUUGCGUUGGAUUUGGUCAGAAAUCAGUAAUCAAACCCUAUUCAGUUUAUCCCUCUUCUUCUCCUAAUCCCUAAUUCCCAAUUCUAUUCUUCCUAUCUCAAUUUCCCAAUUAUUCUUCUCAAAAUCCCUAAUUAUUUCUCUCAAUUCCUAAAUCUCUUUCUAAUCUAUCUGGCUACAUUAAUCACAAGUUACCGCAAAAUCAUAGUUCCUUCAAAAACCCUAGUCUCUAUCUUUAAUUAUUUUCAAAACCUAACAAUUAAUCUAAUUACAAGUUACCCUUAAUUUAUGGGUGUACGACAAGUGUUGAAAGUGUCUUUUCAACUUUGAGUUACACCAAGAACAAAUUUAGAAGUCGAAUAUGCAUUUGUUCGUGAAUGAUUGUCUAGUAGGAUAUACCGAGACAACUUUGUUGAGCAGUGUAGACACCAAGUGUAUUAUACAAUUUUUUCAGAAUAUGAAAUACUUAUGAACUUUUUUUAACUUGUACGAGUUGACUAUUUUCUUAUUUAAUAUUUAUUAAUUAUUAUUUUUAUUAUUAUUAUUUAUUUAUUGAAAGAGGACACCCCUAUAUAAAAUUCCUGGGUCCGCCACUGAUCAUCAGAUCCAUCGGUACAGAUAUAUACCACUAGUUAUCUUCAUCAUUGUGACCAGCCAGCUUCAUGAAUUGGGCAGUCCGAUGGUAGUGUAGUUGCUCCCAGCGCGCAUGAGGCCACUCAAUUACGUAUAUCGAUUUUUGGCAACUUAAUUUUAUUUUCGGUUUAUAUAUGUACAAUCCAUAAUUACUCCUUAAUUCCAAGCAAACUAGCGUGAGGAAGAGGUCAUCGUCUGCUUUUCUUAUGCCAAAUGAAAUAGAAAUACGCUGUGCUUAUGUGUACUCCUGGAUCUCCUUAAUAUAGUAUAGUAGAAUUUGGAAAAACGAUUAAGCAAUUUCCGAUAAUAGUUUGCAUGUGGGUAAAAAUAAUAUUUAAGUGGUAGUUUAUGUGAUCUGUUAUGUUUUAAAUUCAAAUAUAAUAGUAAAAUGAUAUUCCUUAUCUCCUUCAGAGCCGAAUGACUUAACUCAGUUACGAGAUAUCUUUGUACAAUAGUAUAUAACAAGAGAGAUUUGAUGAACAGUGCAGACACCGAAUGUAUUCUCCAACCAAUCCACAGCGGAGACGCUGCACAGAAACCAACUCUAGAUUGGUCGGUGUAUCUAAGCUCUCGUCAGCGUGCAUCUCCAGAUUCGCCAAAUAUCUCAGCUUUUGUCGCCCGUCUACAAAUUCGUCGAUGUAUUCAGCUUGGUCUGCAGCCCUAGGUGUAGGGAUUUGGGGAAACAACGACUAUACACGGGGUGGCGAUGGCCGGCGAGAAGACAAGGGGGGAAUGAAGGUGAGGGGGAGCCUGUCUCCAGAUCCGCACUUCUAGUCGACGAUAGAGAUGUGGGUGCGGAUAGAGGAUUCACAGCGGUAGCGUCAACAAAAAGGGUUCAUUCUCCCCUGGUUGGGAUUCGACGACGGCGGGAGGGAGAGGGUCAGGGUCAUUCUCCCCCUGUGUCUUGCUUGUUUUCUUGUGCGUGUGAUAGGGCUGAAAAUUUGUCUGUCCAUGUCCCUGUUUGACCCGUCUCUGAAGGGUCAAGAUGUAUAACCGUCUUGUCACGUCCCUGUCUCCUUCUUGGUACCCACAUUUUUUUAUUUUUACAAAUUAGUACCUAUACUUUUAAAACUUUACAAAAAAAGUCCAAUGAAGUAUGAGAUAUUUGUUGUUGCUAAGGGUCACCGGGUCAACGUGACCCGUCCCUAAGUUGUCCUGACCCGUCCCGACCCUUUCAGGGUCAACAAAUAACUCGUCCCUAAUCUGUCCCUGUAGAUAAACUGACUCGUUCCGACCCUUAGGGACGGGACGGGUCAGUGGGUCUUCCGGGACAAGCUUUCACCCCUAGCGUGUGAAUUCAGGAGCUCAAUAGAAAGGGAGAACCAUUUCAAAAUUGUAUGAUUUGAUUUUUUGGGGUUUCUAAUGCUCGAAUGGGGUAGAUGGUUUGAUCGGUGUUAUUUUAUCUGAUCGAAUGGAGUAGGAAGUUUGGAGAAGAGAGGGACGCCCAAGUCCCAACUAAUUAGUAAAAUAGCUUUUAAAGUUAGUAGCUUUCAACUUUUUUAAUAGAAUUAAAUUCCACCUAGCAUGCCACGUAGAUGAAGGCAGGCCACGACACAGACAAUCAUUUGUUCAGUCAGCUGACUUUAUAUUUCCGUUAAAUUAAUAGACAGAAUGGCUAUUUCUAUGUAUUUUCAAAAUUUGGCUAUAUUUGUCACAAAGUGGAAAGUUAUGUCUAUGGAGGUGUAUUUUGCCAAAAAAAAAUUCAAGAGUUCCAACCCUCUGUUUCUAAAAUUGGGGGCAUAGUUGUAUUUUCUCAAUUUUGUGUAUCAAUUAACACACAUAAUAAGUUAAUAACUCAUUUAUUUUUCCUUCCCAACAACACAUUUAUCCAUUCAAAUUGCACAAAUCACACACAAAUACCACAAUGCCAAAAUGUGAGUUAUUUUGAGUCUACAAAUACAACAUUACCAAAUCACUCGUCCAAACGACACCUAAUUAUUCCAUCGUCCACCAAAGAUCACCUUAACGCAAACCCAAACCCAAACUCAUGGGUUUAUCCGCUAAAAAAACCAGGGUAAAACCCGCUGGGUUUGAAAAACUCAAACCCAACCCAACCCGUUGGGUAUCCGCAGGUUCAUGGGUACCCGUGAGUUUUUGUGGUAAAAAAUUUACAAUAACAAAUUUCUUUCAAAAUAAAAGUUUAACAUCAAUUUUCUCAUACAAAUUAUUCAUACAAAAAACACCAAUAUAGAGCAUACAAGCAAACCGCAAAUGAUCAAUACAAAUUGUUCAAAAUUAAAGAUAAACAUCUAUAAACAAUAAUAUUAAUUGAAAGCUUCUUCCUCGCCAACUAAGUUUCUUCACUCUCCACUUCAUAACAUCAUCUUCAUUCUAAACAAUUAGAAAGAACAAAUUAUACAUGUCUCCACAAACAUAAAGAAUAUUAGUUGUUUAAAAAAUAUUAUUUAGAAUAUUAAAUAUACGGGGAAAGUAAUUAUAUGUGUGUGAGCGGGUAUCCAUGGUGCGGGUUUAUCUAAACCCAAACCCAACCCGACCCGGUGAAUAGUGUAGCGGGUUUAAACCCAACCCGGCCCAAAACCCGUCAACACGGGUUUUACCCACGUUGACCGGGUUGGGUAGGGUGGGUACCCGUGGGUUCGGGUUUUGUUGCCAUCCCUGCAACAUAUGUAACUACUAACCAUUUAGUUCUAACUAGUAGCCAGCAGAAACUGCUAUCCAAACAUCUAAUCAGCAGUCACACCGAUAAGUUCUAAGAAAGGUUAAGCGAAGAG